This is a messenger RNA of Tilletiaria anomala UBC 951, 609 nucleotides long. Its product is annotated as 60S ribosomal protein L15. The record is from RefSeq and is a predicted model, not a curated record. Gene Ontology annotation, molecular function: structural constituent of ribosome; RNA binding. The transcript is spliced from 2 exons. Bases 1 to 609 code for a protein of 202 amino acids. Lineage: Eukaryota; Fungi; Basidiomycota; Exobasidiomycetes; Georgefischeriales; Tilletiariaceae. Gene Ontology annotation, biological process: cytoplasmic translation. Gene Ontology annotation, cellular component: cytosolic large ribosomal subunit; ribosome.
AUGGGUGCCUACAAAUAUGUUGAGGAGCUCUACAAGAAGAAGCAGUCCGAUGUGCUGCGCUUCCUCAUGCGCGUCCGCUGCUGGGAGUACCGUCAGCUGAAUGUGAUCCACCGUGCCUCGCGCCCUUCGCGUCCGGACAAGGCACGCCGUCUGGGUUACAAGGCGAAGCAGGGCUACGUCGUCUACCGCGUCCGUGUUCGCCGCGGUAACAGGAAGAAGCCUGUGCCCAAGGGUGCCACUUUCGGCAAGCCAGUUCGCCAGGGUGUCAACCACCUCAAGUACCAGCGAAGCUUGAAGAGCACCGCAGAGGAGCGUGUGGGCCGGAAGUGCGGCAACCUGCGGGUGCUCAACUCGUACUGGAUCAACCAGGACGGUGUUUACAAGUACUUCGAGGUCAUCUGCGUCGACCCAUCGCACAAGGCAAUCCGCAAGGACGCGCGCAUCAACUGGAUCGUCGGCCAGAAGCACCGCGAGGCACGCGGUCUCACUGCCACCGGCAAGAAGUCGCGUGGUCUCAACAAGGGCCAUCGUUACAACCACACCCAGCACGGCGGCAAGAACUCCACCAUCAAGAAGCGAGACACGCUGCAGCUCCGCCGAUACAGGUAA